This is a messenger RNA of Desarmillaria tabescens, 1506 nucleotides long. Its product is annotated as general amino acid permease AGP2. The record is from RefSeq and is a predicted model, not a curated record. Gene Ontology annotation, molecular function: amino acid transmembrane transporter activity. Lineage: Eukaryota; Fungi; Basidiomycota; Agaricomycetes; Agaricales; Physalacriaceae. Gene Ontology annotation, cellular component: membrane. The transcript has 16 exons. Gene Ontology annotation, biological process: amino acid transmembrane transport. Bases 1 to 1506 code for a protein of 501 amino acids.
AUGGACGACAAAUCCGUUAACUCUGUUAUUCCUCCCGUCCAAGAUAGUACUCAGAGAACCUUGAAGUCAAGACACAUUCAGUUAAUCGGGAUCGGCGGAACAGCUCUUUUCGUCCAGAUAGGCUCAGUGCUGCCGUAUGGUGGUCCUGGGAGUCUCCUUCUGGCUUUCGCAUUAUGGGCAACUGUCGUCUUAGCCAUCAAUUCCUGCCUGACCGAGCUCGUCACCUGGGUGCCCGUUUCAUCUCCUUUCUCUCAAUACGCAGAUCGCUAUGUGGAUCCCGCCCUUGGGAUUUGUGUAGGAUUAAAUUUCUUCCUCCAGAUGGCCAUGAGUGUUCCCUUCGAGAUCACAGCCUUCAACUUGAUGCUAAGAUAUUGGACGGACAAGAUUCCCACAGUCGCAGUCAUCAUCUUCAUUCUAAUAGCUUACACCUUACUUAACAUUUUUGCUGUCAAGUACUACGGAGAGGCGGAAUACUGGCUAGCUAUAGGAAAAGUCAUCCUCACCCUCGGUCUGUUUAUGUUCACGUUCGUCACCAUGGCCGGGGCGAACCCCAUCCACGAUCGUUACGGUUUUCGCAAUUGGGAUCCACUCAUCGUUCCACAGGGAACCCCGUUCGCAACUUACGUUCAUUCCGGAUCGCUCGGUCAUUUCCUCGGAUUCCUCCGUUGCCUAACCCAAGCCGUCUUCACAGUAGCCGGACCCGAGCUCGUGGCGAUGACUUCUGGCGAAGCGGAGAACCCCCGGAAGGUCUUACCCCGCUCUUUCAACGCUGUGUUCUACCGACUCGGGUCGUUCUUCAUCGUUGGUGCUUUCACUGUAGGGACAAUUCUUCCCUACACAGACCCGAAGCUGGCUUUGGUCUCUUCUGGUAAACGCACUGGCGCGGCGGCUUCGCCUUAUAUUAUCGCUAUGGAGAACUUGGACGUUCGGGGAUGGAACCAUCUGGAAAUAGCUAUGUUUAUUGUGCCAGUCGGACCCUCUAUGGUCUUGCGCUCAAUGGCCAUGUCUCUAAAUCUCUUUGUCGCUGUACUUCGUCGGGGGUCCCACUUUAUUGCGUCGGUUUCGGAGAGAAGUAGUGUGGUCUUAGAGUGGUUCACCGAUAUUAUCACGGUCUGCCAAAGCGUUAAUUACGCAGGAUUCUACAUGGCUCUGAAGAUCCAAGGAAUAUCCCGAAAUUCGCUUCCUUACCGAUCCAAGUACCAGCCUUACCUUGCAUUUUAUUCAUUAUUCUGUUCCUUCAUAAUGAUCUUUGCCACGGGAUUCACGGUAUUUCUCCCCGGUCAGUGGAAUACAACUACAUUCGUGUUCUCGUACAUACUUGUCAUCGCUCUACCCAUCCUUUUUGGAGUUUACAAAUUAACCCGACACACAAAGUGGAGACCACUAGCUACCAUUACCUUCUUUGACGAGGAGCGGAAGAUCAUCGACGAUUAUGAGAGAUCGUUCAUCUCUCAGAAAGGAGCUGGACUUGGAGACUUUGCCCUACGACUAGGAGCCCGAAAUUGA